This is a messenger RNA of Trichomonas vaginalis G3, 576 nucleotides long. RefSeq names its product zebrafish ch73-193c12.2-related family. The coding region runs from base 1 to 576 and encodes 191 amino acids. The transcript has a single exon. The record is from RefSeq and is a predicted model, not a curated record. Lineage: Eukaryota; Parabasalia; Trichomonadida; Trichomonadidae.
AUGCAUGAUGGAGUGAGGAAGCAUCUUGAUGAAGAGAGGAAGCACCUUGAUGAAGAGAGGAAGCACCUUGAUGAAGAGAGGAAGCACCUUGAUGAAGAGAGGAAGCACCUUGAUAAAGAGAGGAAGUACUUUGUUGAAGAGAGGAAGCAUCUUGAUGAAGAGAGGAAGUACUUUGUUGAAGAGAGGAAGCAUCUUGAUGAAGAGAGGAAGCACUUUGUUGAAGAGAGGAAGCACCUUGAUGAAGAAGAGAGGAAGUACUUUGAAGAAGAGAGGAAGCACUUUGAAGAAGAGAGGAAGCACUUUGUUGAAGAGAGGAAGCAUCUUGAUCAAGAGAGGAAGCACCUUGAUGAAGAGAGGAAGUACUUUGAAGAAGAGAGGAAGCACCUUGAUCAAGAGAGGAAGUAUUUUGUUGAAGAGAGGAAGCACCUUGAUGAAGAGAGGAAGCAUCUUGAUCAAGAGAGGAAGCACCUUGAUGAAGAGAGGAAGCACUUUGAUGAAGAGAGGAAGUAUUUUGUUGAAGAGAGGAAGCAACUUGAUGAAGAGAGGAAGCUGCAUGAUGGAUGCAUGAUGGAGUGA